UCACAGUUGUUCGUGUGUAUUGCAUGAUGGGAAUUUAUGCUGUUAUAUUUUAGUUGUUAUUUUCUAAAUGACAGAACUUUUGGAACUUAUUAGAAAUUUUCAUUGCACGUUAAUCGCAAAACAAAAAAUAUCAAUUACAGGAGGUGCAUAUCAGUUGAAUUAUGGAGCAGAAUAAAAAUGAUGCUGUAACGAUUGUUACUGCCCAAGAUCAUACAUUUGAAUUGAAUGAAGAUAAUUUGAUCUCCGUUCUCUUGAAACCGAACAUCAGAGAUAAAAAAGUUGUUGUUGUUUCAGUAGCUGGAGCUUUCCGUAAAGGGAAAUCUUUUGUAUUAAAUUUCAUGUUGAGAUAUUUGGAAGCAAAAGGUAGCCCUGAUUGGUUAGGAAAAGAAGAUGAACCCUUAAAAGGCUUCUCAUGGCGUGGUGGGUCAGAAAGAGAUACUACAGGAAUACUUCUGUGGAGUGAAGUUUUCAACAUCACAAUGCCAACGGGUGAAGAGGUAGCUGUUCUUUUAAUGGACACUCAGGGGGCAUUUGAUAGUUCUUCAACUGUCAAAGAAUGUGCAACAGUAUUUGCUUUAAGCACUAUGAUAAGCUCUAUUCAGGUGUACAGAUAAUCAGAAAGUAUCCAAGAAAAGGGGUUGCAGUAUUUAAUAUUAUUUGGAUUAUUCACUGAAUAUGGAAGAUUAGCAAUGGAAGAAUGUGAUGAUAAGCCUUUUCAGAAACUUUUGUUUUUGGUUCGAGAUUGGAGCUUUCCUUAUGAAGCAGAAUAUGGUGCAACAGGUGGAAAAAAGAUUUUGGACAGGAGAUUGGAGCUAUCAGAUAAACAGCAUCCUCAGCUUCAGCAGCUACGAAAACACAUUAGAAAUUGUUUUUCUGAAGUUGAGGGUUUUCUCAUGCCACAUCCAGGUCUGGAGGUAGCCACUAGUCCACAUUUUGAUGGCCGCUUGACAGAUAUUCGCUCUGAGUUUAAAGAUUCUCUUCAGGAAUUUGUGAAGCUGCUUUUGUCUCCUUCCAGAUUAGUUCCAAAACAAAUUGGUGGUCAGUAUGUUACUGCAGGAGAACUAAUAAAUUAUUUUAAGGCUUAUGUUGAAAUUUUUAAAGGUGGGGAACUUCCUGAGCCAAAAUCAAUGCUGAAUGCAACUGCAGAAGCCAAUAAUCUUUCAGCUGUGGCCAGUUCGAAAGAAUUUUACAAUAGUGAAAUGGAAAAGAUUUGUGGUGGUGAUCGUGCAUAUGUAAGCCCUGAAACUUUAAAUAAAUAUCAUCAAGAAAUACGUUACAAUGCCUUACAGAAGUUUUCUGAAACAAAGAAAAUGGGAAAUGAAGAGCUGGAAAAUACAUUUAGAGAAAAACUAAUAAAGGAAAUCGAUGAAAUGUAUAGCAGUUUUGUUCGUUUUAAUGAUGGAAAACAAAUAGCACAUGUAAUUCGAACCCCUGGUACUUUGGCUUUCAUCGGUCUUAUUUGUUAUUUGAAUUCAGCACUACUACGAGCUUUAGGAUUAGAAACUUUUGCAGUUUCUGUCAACUUCUUCUUGAUAAUGGCUGUGGUUGCUCUGUCUGUCUGGGUCUACUGUAG
Molecule: messenger RNA, 1573 nt
Organism: Stegodyphus dumicola
Lineage: Eukaryota; Metazoa; Arthropoda; Arachnida; Araneae; Eresidae
Product: atlastin-like
Molecular function (GO): GTP binding; GTPase activity
Source: RefSeq, a predicted model, not a curated record